AUGAUGGACAUUGGAGGGAGUGGCAAGAUGGGGGCCGGUGUGGGUAUGGAUAUGGACAGGAGCUGCAAGAUCUCCAUGUUAUGGAACUGGCAUAUCAUCGACGCAUGCUUCAUCUCCAGAUCAUGGCACAUAACCUCCCACGGCAUGUUCGCGGGCUCCUGUAUCGGCAUCAUCCUCCUGGUGAUGUGUCUCGAGUUCCUCCGGCGUCUAUCCAAGGAAUACGAUCGCUACAUUCUGCAACAAUUCAAACAGAACAUCGCACUUGGAGGAGUAGGAGGAGGAAGAUGCGGAGCAACCCAAAACCCAGCAGCCAAUAAACUCGCCACAACGACGACAGCGACGACGACAGCAACAACACUAGACGCAACCAAUUCAACGGAUGAGAAUAACGCAAGAUGCUGCUCAACCCUUAGCGACGCCGUGGUGAUACCAUCGACCAUCCGCUUCCGCCCAACUCUACUCCAACAAUGCAUCCGCGCACUGCUGCACAUGGUCACGUUUGCAGUUGCGUAUUUCAUCAUGUUACUCGCCAUGUACUACAACGGGUAUUUCAUCAUCUGCAUCUUCAUAGGCGCGUAUUUGGGCUCGUUUGUGUUUUCGUGGGAGAGUAUUAAUGUUUCGACGGGAUCAAAUGUGGCCGGGCCAGGGGCCACGGAGAAUGUCACGGUGUGUUGUGGAUGA
Molecule: messenger RNA, 681 nt
Organism: Talaromyces marneffei
Lineage: Eukaryota; Fungi; Ascomycota; Eurotiomycetes; Eurotiales; Trichocomaceae
Exons: 4
Coding region: 1-681 (226 amino acids)
Biological process (GO): copper ion transmembrane transport
Cellular component (GO): membrane
Molecular function (GO): copper ion transmembrane transporter activity
Source: RefSeq, a predicted model, not a curated record